Anastrepha obliqua is the source of this 2153-nucleotide messenger RNA. RefSeq lists its product as uncharacterized. The transcript has 4 exons. NCBI's taxonomy places the organism in Eukaryota, Metazoa, Arthropoda, Insecta, Diptera, Tephritidae. The record is from RefSeq and is a predicted model, not a curated record. Bases 24 to 2153 code for a protein of 709 amino acids.
AGUAAAAUAAAGAAAAUCACAACAUGCCUCCUAAAGAAGAAAAGUCAGCGAACGACAGCAAGAUGGUGACACCAGUGACAAUGCUUCAAACGACGAAUGUUCCAGAAUUUAACCCGAAUGUGGAGUCGUGGAAUGUUUGGAAGGAACGUUUGGAGAUACAUUUCUGUGAAGUGAAUUGCACAGAUGAUAAUGUAAGGAAGUCGAUUUUAUUAAAAUCAAUUGGUGCCGUUCCAUACAAAGUUCUACACAGUUUGUGCAGUCCAGCUACUCCCGUGUCAAAAUCAUUUAAAGAGUUGUGUGAAAUAUUGGACACACAAUAUACUCCACCUACUAUUGUGUUUAGUGAGCGGAAAAUAUUUCAUAUUUCAACGAAGCAAGGAAGUGAAUCUGUGGCGGAAUGGUAUGCUCGUGUAAAGAUGUUGGCACUUAAUUGUAAAUUUGGGGUCAAUUUAGAUGCAUUUGUGUUAAACCAAUUCAUAAUGGGUUUGCCAAAUUUCAUCUUUGAAAGACUGUGUGAAGAAGAUGAGAAUCUCACAAUUCAAAGUGCAUUAAGGAAGGCGAUGAUAUUAGAGACGAAAUGCAUAAUAAAGGGAGGAAAAGAAGAAACUGCAGUGAAUUUUGUCAAGAAGCAAAAACAUCAGAAGCAGAACAACGGUAGUGGUAACAGCAAUAGAGGCAACAGUAGUAGUGACAACAGAGGUAAUGGUGGCAACAGCAACAGAGGCAAAUGGGGAAGCAGCAACAGAGGCAGUGGUGAUGGUGGCAGGAACAGAGAUGGUGGCAGAGAUAACAGAGGCGAUGUCGUUAUUGAUGGAGUUAAAUUAAAUGCUGUUUGUGACACAGGUGCACCAUGCACUUUGUUGCCUUUGUCGUUUUACGAGAAUAAUAUUAUGGAAAAGACUCUCCGACCAUGCAGUAUUCCAUAUGUUGACUACAGUGGUGAUAGAUUGAAGCUGGUUGGUGAAUAUGAUGCGUCGAUUACUUUUAAAGGUAAUACAAAAACUGUUGUUGUUGUUGUUGUGGAUUCUGCAAACCCUCCAUUGCUUGGUCGUACGUUUUUACGUUCUUUUAAUUUCGAAUUAUUGCAAAUAAACAAUAUUAAUUUCGAAAAUAAUAAUGCUGCGAUCGUCGAACAAUUGAAGAUUGAGUUCGUCGAGGUUUUUGAAGAUAAGUUGGGUGAAUUUAAAAAUUCGGAAAUUUGUUUAAAGGUUGUUGAAAAUGCAACACCAGUAUUUUGCAAACCCAGACCUUUGCCAUUAGCAUGGAAGGCUAAAGUUGAGAAACAGUUGCGAGAUUUAAUCAGUUCAGGUGUACCAGUUUUGAAACCCAACGGUGAUUUGCGGAUAUGCGGUGAUUACAAAAUCACAAUUAACAAGUUUUUAGAGGAUUUUAAAUAUCCUUUACCCAGGAUAGAUGAGAUUUUUGCAUCUUUAGAGGGUAGUGAAAUUUUCACAAAGCUUGAUUUGUCCAAUGCGUACAAUCAGCUAAUUCUUGACGAUGAGUCACAAUUAUUGUGUGCAUGGAGUACGCACAUAGGUAUAUUAAAAGUAAAAGGAUUACCUUUUGGUGUUAAGACUGCGGCAGCGAUUUUUCAAAAGACAAUGGAAAGUUUGUUAAGAAACAUACCGUUUGUCGUGGUGUAUCAGGAUGACAUUACAGUCACUGGAAAGACUAUGCAGAGUCACAUUAAAACGUUGAGGCUAGUACUUCAAAAACUACAAAAUGCUGGAUUGAAACUAAAUAUCAAAAACAAUCUCAAACCUCCUACAACAAAAGAAAAAAUUUUUGAGUCUCAACACAACAACAUAAGUAAUCACAAAGGAAAUCGUCAUGAAACUUUUCAAAAAGGCCAAAAUGUAAUGGUACGUGAUUACCGUAACCCAAAUAAGCCUAGUUUGACACAGGCAGUUGUAGAACAACAACUUGGACCUCAAUCAUAUUCAUGUACUUUGGCUCACAACAAACAUAGUAUCAAACGUCAUUUGGAUCAAAUCAGAAACCAGCAAAUUCAACAACAUGUCGAAACCAACAUGCAAAUGUUAUCAGACAACAACACAGCUUUGACUGUAGCCAAUGAUAUACCAACGAUGGAAGAUUUUUCACGCACUCGAAGAGAACUCAGACCACGUGAAGGAGCAACAGCUUUAGGAUGA